AUGCAGGCUCUUUACCUUCUCUUUGCUCUUCUCUUCUUGGUUUUCCAGGACCAGGCUCAGUCCAAGGAGCAGGAUGAACCCCAGGAACCUGCCUUACUGGAUCAGAUAGAAGGAGCCAGGGUAGUCCGGGAAAUAAGUAGCUCCUGUCUUGCCCGAAGGGGUCAGUGCCGACUUGGGUUCUGUCCCUGGAAGGAAACGAAGAUCACAUCCUGUGGUUUUGGUAGGCCCUGCUGUAAGAAAGUGAUAUAA
Gopherus flavomarginatus (Mexican gopher tortoise) is the source of this 249-nucleotide messenger RNA. Its product is annotated as defensin-B5-like. Gene Ontology annotation, cellular component: extracellular region. Lineage: Eukaryota; Metazoa; Chordata; Testudines; Testudinidae. The transcript has 2 exons. The record is from RefSeq and is a predicted model, not a curated record. Gene Ontology annotation, biological process: defense response. The coding region runs from base 1 to 249 and encodes 82 amino acids.